UCGGCCCAACCUGCUGAGCAAAGUUUCGUUCUCGCAAAAGCAAAAAAAUAACAAAUUUCCAAUUAUUAUUUGCAACUCAAUAAAAAUAGUAAAAUAUUUCGCAUAAAUUCUUGCUAAAUUCAAGUUUUGUGUUCUGCAUUAUUGCUGGAAAAGUAGUGAUCGAAAAGUUCAUAUAAACUACGCAUUUCUGGCUUUGCUAGCAAGCGGAAAAAAAUCAAUAAGCGUGUAAAUUUUUGUAAACACGCCAAGCCCCCCAAAACACACGCCCCAUCGAAACGUGCCCCCGAAUUACUCCAGAUUCAGUGAGCUGUGAAAAAGAAGAAGAAGCCUAAACAAUUAGCCAAGUCAACGAAGCUAAACCACAAAAUACAAUUGUAACGCCUUUCAAAUGUUGCUGCAGCUGGUGCUGUCGCUGCAGCUGUUGCAGCUACUUGUGGCAGCUGCGGCACAACCCGAGGUGGCAGCCUCAACAGCAACGCAUCAUCUAACCAAACGCAUGGAUCUCGAGUCCUGCAUAGGUCACUUUGAUGUGCACAAAAAUACGAUAAUUCGCACUGGCGAAUCGCAGGCCAUUGGUGGCAAGUAUCUGCAGGGUCUGGAGUUGGACACGCUGGAGGAAUGCGAGCGACUCUGUUGCGAAACUGAUGCCUGUGAUGUUUACAUCUUUGAGCGUAAAUCUGGCGGCUAUUGUUAUUUAUUCGAGUGCGGGCCACCCGAGAAUUUCCACUGCAAGUUUACGCGGCAUGCGAACUAUACGAGCGCCGUGUUGACGCCUCAGGUUCGCAGCUCGAUGGAUGUGGCAAGCACACCGCGGCCACAGUUGCCACACAUUCCCAGCAACAAUAUAUCGCAGCAGGAAUGGGAGCUGAGCAAUCUCAAGCUGAAGCCGGAAGUGCAGAGAGACAAGCCCAAUUUGUUGGCUGCUGCUCUGCCACCCACAGCAAGUGCUCUCUUGCCCCUGGGCGUGGCACAGUCACAGUCACAGGCGGCUGCUGCUGUCACCGCUGUUGUGAUUCCCCCUCAAAGUGCUCCCGUUGCGCAUUGUGGUCGCUUUCAGUUCAGUUGCCACUCGGGCGAAUGCAUUGCCGUCUACAAUGCCUGCGAUGGCAUACCGCAGUGCGAAGAUGGCAGCGACGAGGGACCGGAAUGCAAUGCCGUUGCUUCAGCGCCGACCAAAGCGAACGGCAACAGCAACAACAACAACAACAAUGCCGAGCAAUAUCAGUCAGUGCCGCCCAUUCAACAGCAAUUGCAAAUUGCACAGCAAUCACAACAACAGCAACAACAGCAGCAGCAGCAACAAUUGCUGCAACAGCAACAGCAUACUGUUAUGCUGGGUCCACCACCGCCACCGCCUCCACCACCGCCAAGGGUUAAUAAUCGUGAGGAUGCGGCUGCUUGGGCUAAUCGCAAAAUGAUUGCAGAGACACAGCAACAACAGCAGCAACAGCAGCAACAGCAACCACAAGGCGAGAUUUUGAGUACGGAUGAGCAGCUCAACAGUCGCAUAUUCAAUCACAAAGGCGGCUUGCAACUGCAACAGCAGCAGCAGCAAUCGACUAAUGCCCAGGGGCAGGUUCAGGGCCAAGUUGCAACUGCAACCGGCGCAGCGGCAGCAGCAGCAGCACAACCACAGCCCGUGUACAACGGCAACAGCAAUAAUAAUAAUGUUGCACUUGGCGGCGGUUCUUUGUAUGGCAUGUCGUUGCCACGCACGAGCAUUUAUCUGACGCCACCGCAGCAGCAACAGCAACAGCAACAACAACAAGUGGUGAAUGUGCCUCAACAAACGUCUAUUAACUGGCCGCCAGCUCAAAUGGCUGUGCCACAACAACAACAACAGCAGCAGCAGCAGCAGCAAAGUCAAGGCUAUGUUGCAGCUGCUCCUCCUCCAGCAGCGGCAGCAGCAGCACCGCUUGCACCACAGCAAUCCAUGCUGCCAGUGCUGAACGCAGCGCCCAAAAAUCAGCCAGCUGAUGAGGAUUACGAUGACUACGACGAUGAAAAGUCCACAGAGGCGCCCAAAAAGCGCAAGCAUAAGAAAGCCAAGGCGAAGGCGGGCGGCAAAGAUCCCAUUGAGCUGGCGCUGGAACAGAACAAUCAACAACAGCCAGCAGCGCUUCCAGUGCCCGUUGCUCCCGUUCACGAGCAGUACAAGAUGAUACACGAGAAUCUGGCGCUAGAGUUCCGGGAUCACGAUGGACACUCGGAGCGUCCUGGUGGCGCCGUGUUGUCCUUGUCGCUGGGUCUCCUGGUGACCGCAGCGUUGGCCAUUUUAAUUGGUUGUCGCAUGCGAACUGUUGGAAGACGAGCACGACGUUUGGGUGGCAAGACGCCCUAUUCACAGGAGGCCGAUUUUCUGGUCAAUGGCAUGUAUCUAUAAGUUUGGAGUGGAGUUGAUUUUGUUGUGCUAUGUGCUCCGUAUGAUCCGAUUUAGUUACAAAUAAUGAAUGUCAAACAUAUUUUAUAUAAACAAUUAUAUACAUAAACACAAAUAUAUAAAAAUAAAACAAUA
Drosophila albomicans is the source of this 2515-nucleotide messenger RNA. RefSeq names its product protein bunched, class 2/F/G isoform. The coding region runs from base 389 to 2383 and encodes 664 amino acids. The record is from RefSeq and is a predicted model, not a curated record. NCBI's taxonomy places the organism in Eukaryota, Metazoa, Arthropoda, Insecta, Diptera, Drosophilidae. Gene Ontology annotation, molecular function: protein binding. The transcript has 6 exons.